AUGCCAAGUCCAACCCACCCUUUAGCUUCCAUGAUCCCCUGGCAGAUCAGCACUGCAUCAGAUAGCAGAACCAAAAUGGCCAAGACUUCGAGGUUGUGCUCUCUCCUCCUGAGGCUUCUAGCUGCAGCGGCCACCCUCUGCGCGACGGUGGUCAUGGCGACGAGCCGUGACUCCACCACCAUCUUUGGCUUAACCCUGGAUGCCAAGUUCCAAUACACUCCUUCCUUCGAGUUCUUUGUGGUUGCGAACGCUGUCGGCUGCGGCUACACCCUCCUCGUGCUCUUCGUACCUCCGACGACCUCGCUGUCGAGGUUGGUCAUCGUGUUCGAUGUGACGGUGGCGAUGUUGCUGACGGCGGCCACAGCGGCGGCCGGGGCCAUGGCGCAGGUGGGGAAGAAGGGGAACUCGCACGCCGGAUGGAUGCCCAUCUGCGGCCAGGUUCCAAGCUUCUGUGAUCAUGUCACGGGAGCUCUAAUAUGUGCCUUCGUUGGUGUAAUCGCCUACUUCUUGAUCGUGCUCCACAUGAUCUACACAUUGUUGAGCCCUCUAUUUCCAUGACCAUCAUAGAUGCAUGAGUUACCAUGUAAGAAAUCUGUGUCCAUCGACGGUGGUAUUCUUCCCGUAAUCCUAUAGUCAUAAUCUUCAUCAACAUGGCCAUUAUAAUCAUCAUUAUUAAUUUGACCGGUUUGACAUUUUAAUGUGGUAGAUGGCCUCGCCAUCCUAUCAUUGGAUGACUAUGUUUGACUUUCUAAUAUUAGUUAUUAUUAGAUGCCACCGGCCAUGAUGAGUUUGAUGAGCUA
Molecule: messenger RNA, 800 nt
Organism: Musa acuminata AAA Group (dessert banana)
Lineage: Eukaryota; Viridiplantae; Streptophyta; Magnoliopsida; Zingiberales; Musaceae
Product: CASP-like protein 1C1
Exons: 3
Coding region: 1-558 (185 amino acids)
Source: RefSeq, a predicted model, not a curated record